AUGGCUUUUGGUAGGAAAGGUCACAUCUGCUUUCUGAAUCCCACUGUAACUGUGAAUGUUUGCGGUGCCACCACAUCCCAUGUACAAGAGAAUAGAAGGGCAAACACAAACCCCAAGCAUCUCGGUUCCUUGCAUAAACGAAGCGUCUCCAGCACAGGGCGUUGGGGGAGAGCAGGGCUCGGGAAUAAGCAAGAGGCCCGCAGCCCUGGAGACAGCGCCCGAGGGAUGGAGGCCUCGCUCGGCUGCGCACGGGCGCUGGGGGGCUCCGGGAGCGCAGACCCCGCGAGGUCUAGAAAAGGGGCCCUCACCGGACCCCUAUCCCUGGACCGCCAGGUUACACCUUCACUGCUCACUAGCUGCAACGUCCAGCCGCGGUGGAGGACACCAGGCAGGCGGCCAACCCCAGUGGCAGCGGCGCCUCCGGGCAGCGCGGUCCCGGGGGAGGGCGGCAGCUGGGCCGCGGCCUGUCCGCAGGGGCAGCGGGCACAGGGCCGCGAGUGGGCAGCGCCUCCGCCCCGCACAAACAAAGCGGCCCCGGCGCGCCGGGCGCGGGGUGGGGUAGGGGGCGCUGGCCGGGGGCACUCACCGGAGGGCGGGCGGGCGCGAGCGGGCCUGGCCCGGGAGCGGGGACCGCGGCGGGCCCGAGUGCGCGCCGGCGACGGGGAGGGGGCGGCGGGCGCGGCGUCCGCGGUGUCCGCGGCGGGGCCCGGGAGCCCCGCGGCGGGGCACGGGGGCCGCGCGCCGGCCUCGAUUCUGCGGCCGCGAGGUGCGGGAAGCGGUCCGCCGGGGCGGGCAGCGGCGCUAGGCGGCCGGGGCAGCGACGCCGCCGCCUUUCCGUUCUCCUGCCCCAGUCCCUGCUCCCCCGCGUCCUCCUCCUCGCUGGGUCCCCGCCGCCGCCGCCGCCUCAGCCUCGGCGCUUCGCGGGCUUCUCCUCUCCAUCAAGGCCGGGCCGACCCGCAGGGACCAUCCCGGAAAGUGAGGGGUUGUUGCCGUUUCCCGCAGCUGUUGGUGGCCAUCUUUAAUCCUCCUCCUCCUCCUCCUCCUGCUUUCUCCACCUCCCGCUGGCUGCCUGACUGACUGACUCUGGAUCCUCCUCUUUCUCCUCCUGCUCCUCCUACUGAGCCGGCCGCAGAAAUUGCAGCCACUCUUCCUCUCUCCCCUCCUGCCUUUCCUUCCUCUUUCCUUACUU
Molecule: messenger RNA, 1189 nt
Organism: Odobenus rosmarus divergens (Pacific walrus)
Lineage: Eukaryota; Metazoa; Chordata; Mammalia; Carnivora; Odobenidae
Exons: 2
Coding region: 1-1077 (358 amino acids)
Source: RefSeq, a predicted model, not a curated record